GGGGAGCGGCGCCAUCUUGGGGCCGGGGCCGGGAUUUUCGGCCCCUCAACCUCGGCCCUAAGCGAGGGGUAGCGCAGCGCUCCGGUGGGUUCGUCGCUCUUCUCCAUCCAGCCGCGAGCCAUGCACGUAGCGGGCUUUGACUCGUCAGACGAAGAGGCCGCAGAGGAGGAGGAGGGGGAGGAGCCGGCGCCGCUGCCGCUGUCCUGGCUUCCGCUGCCUCCUGCCUACUCCUCUGCGUUCCUGGCUGUGUGUUCCCUGCCAGGUUGCAGGUUUAAGGACAUUAGAAGGAACCUUCAGAAAGAUAUCGACGAACUAAAGAGCUGUGGGACACAGGACGUUUUUGUGCUUUGUACCAAAGGAGAGCUCUUAAAAUACCGAGUACCAAACCUUAUAGAUGCCUACCAAGAGCGUGGGAUCUGUGUGCACCACUAUCCUAUUCCAGAUGGAGAUGCUCCUGACGUCACCACCUGCUGCACAAUUCUGGAAGAGCUCAGAAGCUGCCUGGAAAGCAACAGGAAGACAAUCAUCCACUGUUACGGUGGCCUCGGACGCUCCUGUCUCAUAGCUGCAUGCCUCCUGCUUCAGCUUUCGGAUGUGGUGACACCUCAGCAAGCAAUAGACAGCCUCAGAGAAUUAAGGGGAUCUCGGGCGAUACAGACAGUCAAGGACAACUUGAGCAGAGUCACAGAACGGCCCGGGUUGGAAGGGACCUCAAGGAUCACGAAGCUCCAACCCCCCUGUGCCAUGCAGGGCCACCAACCUCCCCAUUUCACAGCAGCCCAGGCUGCCCAGGGCCCCAUCCAACCUGGCCUUGAACACCUCCAGGGAUGGACGGGGCAUCACAGCCUCUCUGGGCAGCUGUUCCAGCACCUCACCACUCUCAAAAGAAAGCACUUAAAUAAAUACGGAUGCAUGCCAAGCUGAGAGCAUCGAUUGGCAAUCAGAAUGUGAAUACAUGACAUUUGUGUGGUUUCUGGAGGAAACUGCAUUUCAUCCUCUUGGCUCAGUAUUAAUAUCUGAAGUGCUGUGCUUCAGUGUAUUGCUUUCUUUGUCUCAUUAAAAUGCAGAUGUUUUAGCUGUAGCUCUUUGUUCUUUUGGCAGCUUAUAAAUGCUGUGGCAGACUUUUCCUUUAGUGCAAUGUCUUGCUCUUGUUUACAUCACUUCAUUAGUUGCUACUGCCUCAAAGAUAUACCAUCAAUUGCUUUCAGUCUGAAUUAAUUUACCUUUUGAUC
Tympanuchus pallidicinctus (lesser prairie-chicken) is the source of this 1232-nucleotide messenger RNA. RefSeq names its product cyclin dependent kinase inhibitor 3 (gene CDKN3). The record is from RefSeq and is a predicted model, not a curated record. Bases 121 to 924 code for a protein of 267 amino acids. Gene Ontology annotation, cellular component: nucleus. Gene Ontology annotation, molecular function: protein tyrosine phosphatase activity. Gene Ontology annotation, biological process: dephosphorylation. The transcript is spliced from 9 exons. Lineage: Eukaryota; Metazoa; Chordata; Aves; Galliformes; Phasianidae.